Messenger RNA from Microthlaspi erraticum, 3987 nucleotides. The record is from the annotation of a GenBank genome assembly. NCBI's taxonomy places the organism in Eukaryota, Viridiplantae, Streptophyta, Magnoliopsida, Brassicales, Brassicaceae.
AUGUCUUCGGCAAGGAUAGAGGUGGAGAAGUUUGAUGGUCGUGGAGACUACACACUGUGGAAAGAGAAGCUAGAAGCUCAUCUAGACAUUCUGGGUCUGAGUGCUGCUCUGAAGGAGACAGUCACGCUGAAAGAAAGAACUUUUGAUCCAGACCCGUCGUCAGAUGAAGAUACAGAAGAUAUCAAGUUGGAGGAAGCCUUAGAAGAAAAAAGGAAGAAAGCUAGAAGCACCAUUGUUUUGAGUGUUUCAGAUCAGGUCCUGAGGAAGAUAAAAAAGGAGAAGACUGCAGCUGAUAUGCUCAACGCUCUAGACAAACUCUAUAUAUCUAAAGCCCUCCCAAAUAGGAUCUAUCUGAAACAGAAGCUAUACAGCUUCAAGAUGUCUGAAAAUCUGUCUAUUGAAGGAAACAUCGAUGAGUUUCUUCAUCUUAUAACAGAUUUGGAGAGCACAAGUGUUGUUGUGUCAGAUGAAGAUCAAGCCAUUCUCUUGCUGAUGUCGCUUCCAAGACAGUUUGAUCAACUGAGGGAUACUCUGAAGUAUGGUACAGGACGCAACAUCCUAACUCUUGAUGAGGUUAUUGCAGCCAUAUAUGCAAAGGAGCUGGAGUUUGGGUCAAACAAAAAGAGUUUCAAAGGUCAAGCUGAGGGUCUGUUCGUGAAAGACAAGAACGAGACCAGAGGGAGAAGUGAGCAGAGAGAAAGGGGCUCAAAGGCAAAUCGAUCAAGGUCCAAAUCUAAGAGUAAACGAGGAUGUUGGAUCUGUGGUGAAGAAGGCCACUUCAAAAACACCUGCCCCAACAAGAAUAAAGCUCAUUUCAGAUCAAAAGAUCAAAGCCACAGUAGAGGAGAGUCCUCUAACGGGAAGAGCAAUGUAACUGAAGCAAACAAUGUAACUGAAGCAACCGGUUUGUAUGUGUCAGAAGCUCUAUCUUCUACAGACAUACAUCUUGAAGAUGAGUGGAUCAUGGACACAGGCUGUAGCUAUCAUAUGACGUACAAGAGAGAAUGGUUUGAAGAUCUGGAUGAAGAAGCAGCGGGUUCAGUCAGGAUGGGGAACAAGACCGUGUCCAAGGUCAAAGGCGUUGGAACAAUCAGACUCAAAAACGAAGCUGGUCUAAGCGUUCUGCUCACAAAUGUCAGGUACAUCCCUGAAAUGGAUAGAAAUUUGUUGUCUUUGGGAACCUUUGAGAAAGCUGGUUACAAGUUUGAGUCAGAAGAUGGUGUUUUAAGUAUCAAGGCAGGAAGUCAAACUCUGUUGACUGGAAAGAGAUUUGAUACUCUGUAUUUGCUGAAGUGGAAACCUGUUACAGAGGAAUCUCUUGCUGUAGAGAGGAGACAAGAUGAUACAGUGCUAUGGCAUAGAAGAUUGGGGCACAUGAGCCAGAAGAACAUGAACAUAAUGCUGAGAAAGGGUUUACUAGACAAGAGGAAGGUGUCUGUGUUUGAGACGUGUGAAGACUGCAUAUAUGGGAGAGCUAAACGAGUUGGUUUCAACAUAGCUCAACACGACUCAAAGGAGAAGCUAGAGUAUGUUCAUUCUGAUCUGUGGGGAGCUCCAUCUGUACCAUUGUCUCUUGGUAAUUGUCAAUAUUUCAUAUCAUUUAUUGAUGAUUACUCAAGAAAGGUCUGGGUUUAUUUUCUCAAGACAAAAGAUGAGGCGUUUGAGAAGUUUGUAGAGUGGGUCAGUCUGGUGGAGAAUCAAUGCGAGAAGAAAGUGAAGACGUUGAGGACAGACAAUGGACUCGAGUUCUGCAACAAGAUGUUUGAUGGUUUCUGUGAGUCAAGGGGAAUUCAGAGACAUCACACUUGUGCUUACACUCCUCAGCAAAAUGGAGUUGCAGAGCGCAUGAACAGAACACUCAUGGAGAAAGUAAGAACAAUGUUGAGUGACUCAGGUCUUCCUAAGAAGUUCUGGGCUGAAGCGACUCUUACUGCAUCUGUUCUUAUCAAUAAGACUCCGUGUUCUGCAAUCAACUUCGACAUACCAGACAAGAAGUGGUUUGGAAAACCACCAGGAUACAGCUACUUGAGGAGAUUUGGCUGUGUUGUGUUCAUUCAUAUUGAUGAUGGAAAGUUGAAUCCAAGGGCUAAGAAAGGGGUCUUUAUUGGGUAUCCUCCUGGAGUUAAAGGAUACAAAGUAUGGCUGAUGGAGGAGAGAAAGUAUAUUGAAGCAGAUGGAGAUACUACUUCAGGUGGAGACUUUGGGGUCGUCAGCAACACUCCAACAUCACCAAGCCCAAGUCUGACAUCACCACAAGCACCUGAGAGCAAUGACAGUGCAGAGAUUGAGAUAAAUCAAUCACCUCCAAGCUAUCAUCUGGUCAGAGACAGAGACAGGAGAGUAAUCAAAGCACCAAGGCGUUUUGAUGAUGAAGACUAUUUUGCAGAGGCUCUGUAUACUACUGAAGAUGGGUUUUCUGUUGAGCCAGAUUGUUACACUGAAGCAAAACUGGACUCAAACUGGGAAAUGUGGAAGCUUGCUAUGAAUGACGAAAUGGAAUCACUGGUCAAGAACAACACAUGGACUGUGGUACCAAGACCAGUGAAUCAGAGGGUUAUUGGCUGCAAAUGGAUCUACAAGUAUAAACUUGGAAUUCCUGAAGUAGAAGACCCACGUUUCAAAGCAAGAUUAGUAGCCAAAGGGUAUGCUCAAAGAGAAGGAAUUGAUUAUCACGAGAUCUUUGCUCCAGUGGUGAAACAUGUAUCUAUAAGGAUACUACUUUCGAUUGUUGCACAAGAAGAUCUUGAGCUGGAGCAACUUGAUGUCAAAACCGCUUUUCUGCAUGGAGACUUGAAAGAGAAGAUCUACAUGACACCUCCUGAAGGGUAUGGUCAGAUGUUCAAAGAAAAUGAGGUAUGUCUUCUCAACAAGGCUCUGUAUGGUUUAAAACAGGCCCCAAGGCAGUGGAAUGAGAAGUUUGACAACUACAUGUCUGAGAUUGGUUUUGUAAGAAGCAAUUACGACAGUUGUGCAUAUGUGAAGAGUUUGAGUGAUGGUUCUUUGAUGUAUCUACUCAUCUAUGUUGAUGAUAUGCUUGUGGCUGCAAAGAACAAAGAAGCUAUUCUGCAGUUAAAGAAGGAUCUCAGCUCAAAAUUCGAAAUGAAGGAUCUUGGAGCAGCAAGGAAGAUUCUUGGGAUGGAGAUCACUAGAGACAGAGCUGCUGGUGCUUUGUGGUUGUCUCAAGAGGGUUAUUUGAACAAGAUCCUUGAAACUUACAAGAUGGAAGAAGCAAAAUCUGUAACAACACCACUUGGAGCUCACAUGAGGAUGUGUGCAGCUACUGAAGCUAAGCUGGCUGAAGAUGAAGAAUACAUGAAGUCUAUUCCAUACUCAAAUGCAGUGGGAAGCAUCAUGUAUGCCAUGAUAGGCACAAGGCCUGAUUUGGCGUAUCCUGUGGGGGUCAUAAGCAGAUUUAUGAGCAGUCCUGUCAAAGAUCAUUGGUUAGGAGUGAAAUGGGUGCUGAGGUACAUCAAGGGAAGCCUAAAGACGAGGCUAUGCUACAAGAGAAGAUCUGAGUUCAAGAUAGUGAGUUAUUGUGACUCUGAUUAUGCUGCAGACCCUGAUCGAAGAAGAUCCAUUACUGGCUUAGUGUUUACUCUCGGUGGUAACACAAUCACCUGGAAAUCUGGUCUGCAACGAGUUGUUGCCCUUUCAACAACAGAAUCUGAAUACAUGUCAUUGACUGAAGCGGUUAAAGAAGCAGUGUGGUUGAAGGGUCUUAUGAAGGAGUUUGGUUAUGAUCAGAAAAGUGUGGAGAUCUUCUGCGAUUCACAGAGUGCCAUUGCGCUCUCUAAAAACAAUGUGCAUCAUGAAAGGACGAAGCACAUUGACGUGAAGUAUCACUUCAUCCGAGAUGUCAUUGCAGAUGGUGAUGUUGAGGUGUUAAAGAUAUCAACCGAGAAGAAUCCGGCUGAUAUAUUCACCAAGGUGUUGGCUGUGAGCAAGUUUCAGGCGGCGUUGAACUUGCUACAGGUCAAGCCUGAGUAA